CCUAGUGGUGUGUGACCGUGUCGCCUGACCGAAGACGCGAUUCUACACUCUGCUAUUUUUGGAUAUGUGCCUUUUCAUUCGUGAUCGACUAAAUACUUGGACGUGUCGAAUAAUCAGGUGUAGAUUAGAUCAAGUAGCCGUGCCUCCAUCUCGCGCGGGCAUCUGAAUCAUCACAGGGAUUCGUGACACGGGGAAAAAAUGGCCACGGCAUCAAGCAUUUAACUGAGACCUCCGAACAAAAACAACCAUAAUGUUACAGCACAACAACAACAAUAACUACCCUUGCUUGGAUGUAGCCCAUAGAGAGCUGCUCCAUGGUUGUAGGCGAAAUGGUAGUACAUUCAGCAGUGCACUUGGCUUUGGCGCAAUCCCACUAAUUAAAGGUCUUAGGGCUUGGGCUGUAAGUGGUGGAUAUUCAAGAAGUAAGAGAAAAGCUGCAGCUGCUUCUCAAGUCGAUGAUCAAGCUCAUGAAAGUAGAAUUGGGACCAGCCAUAGGAAGACACAUUCAUUUCAUACACCUGGAGUCAGGCAAGGAGGACUUGGUGCUCUAGUGACUGUAGCCACAUUAAAAGACGCAGAUGGAGGUAGGCAAACCCAGACUCGAUGCCUCUUUCUUAAAGCCGAAGGAUGUAAUUACCUCUGUGCUGUGGAGACCAGAAUGGAUGGAAGAAAACCUGGAAAGGGGAAUCAGGAUGGCGCGGGAAUUUGUGAUGGGAAACCUGUCAGAAAGUGGAGAAAGUCUAGCAAGAGGCCUAAAUCCAUGGAGAACAUCUCAGUAGUUGAGAAUAAAGAGGAAGUCACCUCUACAAAAUGUUCCAUAACACAGUGCCUAAAGGCAAAAAGUGCCCUGACAGCCAUUAACAAUGAUAAAGAUCAUCUAACUAGGUCAGAGUUUUCCGCUCUACAUGAGAUGUGUGAACCAGCCAUGUGCAGCCCCUGCACCAUUCAAGAUUCUAGUACAGAACUAAAUGAAGACACAGCACUGGCUUCUCGCCCCAAACGCAUCGGUUGUCAUGUUCAUGUGGGACAAGACACUUCCAUUUCCAUCAAUGACUGCACAGAUAAGAUCACAGAAAUCAGUCAUUGCGAGAAUGAUCUUACAGCCGACAUAAAUCUGAAUCAUGUUUUAACAUCUAGGGAAAUCGGUAUGCCAAACUCUGAAGAGCAUAGUCCAGGAUCUGGGGUAAUUAUGCAUAAUGAAAAUGGAAACUUAUCCAUUAAUGACAAUAGUAACAGUAACAAAAAAGACACCACUGAGACUGACAUUUUAGAUGAGAAAAAUCUGAAUAACUCUAGUCAAUUUGACUUGGAGAAAUUAAAACAGCAUGGUCCAAAGUCUGAAGUAUUUUCAGAGGACACCAAUAAGACAAAUACAGCUAUGUUAACCUGUAGUCACAGCCACUGUGAGGAAAGUAUCAUCACCCCUGCAUCUAGCAGUCUUUUAGAUGAUACAUUAAUAACCAUUACACAAGUGGAACAGGGGGUGAAGAAUGAAUUAGAUGAUGGUUAUUUUAACCAUGAUGUGGAGAAGAUUGCCCAUUUCGGUGAAAUAAAAAAUGAUAUGGCCUCUAAUCAGGACAUGGACCAUGUGAAUGAACCAGCAGAGGAGCAUUGGGGGUCACCUUCAUGUUCUUUUUAUUAUAAGCCGGAAAUAAACUUGGAAAUAAAUAUGACAUUUGAGGAUGGAAAAAAAUUAAACAUCACAAAAGAGGAUUUUGAAGAGCUUGCUAAUUCCUUAUCACAAGGUCCUGGCUCUUUCAGCGUUGCUAAUUCUAUUAUAUCCCUUCCUAAUCCGGCCCCCACCACAUACAGAACUGCCCUUAGAUCCAGAAGUAGGCAGCAACAGGAGGAGUCCAAGGGUAGGGGAUUAGCACUAAAGCCAGCAUUGGAGCUGCUAGAAAAACAGGAAAGAGGCUGGGAAGUAGACAAAGUGGCGGACGAAGGGCCUGAAGUGGUGGAUGAGGAAGAAGGGGAUGAGUUUGGAGUCUUUAUGAAGGCAGGAGAUGAGCAGAGCUGGAAUGAAGAAUCCAAUGAGCUCGAAAAAGUGCCUUGUGAGGAGCAUGCUGGCAUUGACCUUAGAAACUCUGUUUCAAAUGAAACCACACCGUGGAUGUCUGAUUGGACCAGAGACAUAUCAAUCAAGCAAUCAGAGGACACAUGGACUGCCUUUACACAGGAAGUGGACAGCAGAGGAACAGAGAAGGAGUGCUGGUUUUCGACUGCUGUGGAAAACCUGCAUCUCACACACUCAUCUCUCAAUACUGUGCCAAAUGUGUUUUUAGAUGCCUUUCCCUAUCUAAAAUCCUCCUGUGGAGAUUCUGACUGCAUUCCCACAUUGACGGAGAUGCUGCAAGGAUCUGCAGGAGAAAAAAGGCCAGAAACAAAUGGGAGACAGAGUCUGUUGGACAGCCUUCAGGAUCUGGACCGCAUUUUUGGUGUGAAAUACAAAGUGGCAGAGUCUUUGUCCCAGAAACGUCUGUUGCAGUCUUUAAAUUUAAGGACACUGAAUCCUGAACGUGCAGGUGGCCGUAGACACAACAUGGCAAGGUUUUCGCCGAACCUUCCUACAUCCAACCAGCAGUUAGCAGCUAAUGCUAAAAGAAGACUUUCUUAUGACAUAAACAGAAACAUCAUGUCAUAAUUUUCCCAGUUUCUAAUCAUUCUGUUCUUCGACAACUGGAGAAAAAAAUAGCUUCAGAUGAAAACAAGAAGAUUUUUUGUUUCCAUAAGGCUGUACCCUUUGUUCCCUUCUGCACUCACAUGGGAGAUUGGCUGUUGUAUAUUUAUGUCUGUUAGUAUUUUAGUAUGUUCAUUUCCCCAACAACCUAUUUUAGCUCAACACAGAGCAUAUUUUAGUGCAUCCUAAAAGACAGACGUUCCUGGGUCAACAAGGAUUAGCUUGAUCAUAUGAAAUGAACUCAUUUACCUUACUUAGUGAACUUUGCUAAUGGUUUUGAUUACUUAAUUAAAGCAUUUGGUUCAUAAUGCAUUGCUUAAUUUGACUUAACAUCAAAUAUCUACUGCUGGAAAAAGAAUGUUGAUUUUAGUUAGCCCAACUAGUUAGUUUGUUAACUUAGUAAAUAUUACCAGACCACUAUAUACUUGUUUUUUAUCAAUUCAUUUAUUCAUUUAUCAUUUAUCAUCUACUGUAGAUCCUAUGUUGUGAUAGAUUUGAAGAUUGUCCUAAGAACUCUGCGUGCUAGGUAGGAAUCCAUCAAAGGACACAAUGCAAACAUGUUCUUUUAAACCGAUGGGUAAUUUAUCCAAUCCACCAGAACUAUGAGGGAACCCAACGCAGACCCAGGAAGGUCACACGAAGAACAGAAAGUCCCCACAUGCAGUAACAAUUACUAUAUUAUAUAAUGAAAUUAUGGUUUGAUUAUUAAUAGUG
Messenger RNA from Clarias gariepinus (North African catfish), 3391 nucleotides. RefSeq lists its product as uncharacterized. Lineage: Eukaryota; Metazoa; Chordata; Actinopteri; Siluriformes; Clariidae. Bases 251 to 2641 code for a protein of 796 amino acids. The record is from RefSeq and is a predicted model, not a curated record. The transcript has 6 exons.